GAUGUCUCGGUACCAUGACCUGGCCGAUUUCCAGUCACCUUUGUCCCUUCACAUGCAUCCAUCCCAUACCUUCAUGUUCUUUUCGCUCCCAACUCCGAGUUUCGCCUUGGUGUCUUCUCUCUUGCCCAGGUUCAAGCUCCUCACCGCAUCAUGGACCCGGUCCAGCACACAGCGGCACCAGGGCCGCCCGGCGGAGACGUCGAGAAGGACCAGGAAAAAGCAGUCCACGACCUGACAAGCGAGCUCGGAUCUCCGGACGACAUCCAAGUCCAACCCGGCGUCCAAAGAGUCGAAGCCAUCGCUACCGUCUGGUCCCUUGCCUCUCUGAUAGCCGCCUACAUCCUCAUCUGGAUCGUCUACUUUGUCAUGCUCAUGACGCAGGCCUCCUCCAACGCACUCAUUCCCUUCGUGACAUCGGCCUUUCAGUCUCAUUCUCUGACGCCGACGGUUACCAUCCUCAGCAGCGUCUUCGGCGGGGUGUGUAAUCUUACCGUCGCCAAGAUCCUCGACAUCUCCGGACGCCCGCAAGGUUACGCGCUCAGCCUCUUCAUCACGACGAUCGGGCUUGUCAUGAUGGCGGCGACGACGAAAGUGGAAAUGUACGCCGCCGCACAGGUGUUCUGGCAGGUCGGCAACAACGCCCUUCUCUACAGCGUCAACAUCUUGGUCGCGGAUACGACUGGCCUGCGCAACCGUGGGCUGAUGACGGCGUUGACAGCCUCGCCGAACAUCAUCACUACGUGGCUGGGGGGUCCCAUCUCGGAAGCUUUCCUCAAAGGCCCUGGCUGGCAGUGGUGCUUUGGAACCCUGUCAAUCAUUGUCCCCGUCCUAUGCUCCCCCCUGUUUGUCCUCCUCAUGUGGAACUACCGCAAGGCCAAGGAGCAGGGCAUCGUCAGGGCCGAAAAGAGCUCCAAGGGCAUUGGAGAAACAGUCCUCUACUACGCCCGCGAGUUUGACGCCGUCGGCCUCCUUCUGCUGUCCGCCGGCCUUGCUCUGUUCCUCUUACCGUUCAACCUCUAUACGCUACAGCCCCUGGGUUGGAAGUCCCCGCUCAUCAUCUCUCUCCUGGUCCUUGGCAUCGCCCUCAUUAUCGCGUUCGCCCUGUGGGAACAAUUUUUUGCGCCUGUCACGUUUAUCCCUUUCUCUCUGCUAGUCGAUCGCAACAUGGUCGGCGCGUGCAUCCUCGGAACCGUUCUCUUCAUCAGCUACUUCUGCUGGUUCAGCCUCUUUAGCUCCUUUCUCCAGGUUGUCAAUGACCUGACCGUCACCGAGGCCAGUUACGUUGUGCAGAUCUACGGCCUCGGCGGCAGCCUAUCUGCCAUCGCUACUGGCGUCGCUAUACGAUAUACCGGGCGUUACAAGACCGUCACGCUUGGAGCUAUACCAAUCUAUGUCCUCUUCAUGGGCCUCAUGAUUUACUUUCGUCAUUCAGACAUGAGCAUCGGCUACAUCAUCAUGUGCCAGAUCUUCCUCUCUUUCGCGUCAGGGGUCAUUAUGAUCACCCCCCAAAUUGCGGCCAUGUCCGCCGUGACUCAUCAGCACAUUGCUGCCGUCAUGGCCAUUCUGUCCAUGUUCUCGUCUAUCGGCGGCGCAAUAGGUGCAACGGUUGCCGGUGCAAUCUGGCAGUCCGUCUUCCCGGCCAAGCUUGUCGAAUACCUGCCGGUAGAAGAGCAGGCGAACCUUCUCAGCAUUGUCGGCAUGCUCGAGGUCCAGCUCAGCUACCCUGUUGGAACACCCGCCCGGAUUGCGAUUCAACGUGCCUACUCUGAUGCACAGGCAAUGAUGUUGACUGCCGGCACGGCUAUCUGGGUUGUGGGUUUUGCUGCAGUGGCCAUCUGGAGGAACACCGACGUUCGGGACACGAAGCAGGUCAAGGGGCAUGUUAUUUAGACCGUUCUGGGCUGUAUUAAACCGUAUCCUUUAAUCAACUCACAACUCCACCACUGAAGCCUGACGCCCAACUUUGCCACAGACACCUCCCUCUGUGGACGGCGUCGGGUCGCGAUCGCAAUAUCACGGAGCCCAAGAUUACAAAUUGCAAGGUGGCAAGCAAACACCAGGCGGGAAGGGGCAAAGCUAAACGCGCUCAUUAAUCCAAACACUGACUUGUAUUCAACAUUGGCUUCCCGCGGCCCCUUGACCAUUGACCUCUACGAAUCAAGGUCUUGGCUGGUGAGAAGCACUCCUUCCAACAGCCUGCCCAAAUGGGUCUUCUCUAUAUCCCGACCCGAUCGCAGGACCUGCGUCAUCAAUACCUUCAAGAACCGAACGGGACUUUCCCUGAAUAUGCUAGACGCGUCGCGACCUGGAGGGUGAUCCUCUGGCUCGAUGAACCCGUCUGGUCCGACCCGCCGCCCCCCGGACGUUGCCUCGUGUGCCAAGCACAAAAAGUCGCAGACACUCACAUACUGGUCGUAGGAGUCGAAGUAGUGUUGUCCGGAAAACAGCAUGAGUUCAAUCCUGAUACGCACCGGGAUUGGGUGAAAGGGCACGGGGGCGGACGGUAUCGUGUACAAAUCCAAGUUGUCGAGUGGUCUGAGUACCUGGUUCGUCCGUGGGGCGAAAAGGUGCAGCGUCACUGCUUUCGACGCCCCAAUCUCCGUCAUCAGCUCGUUGGCCUCGAAUGGGCUGAGAAUGACAAAGGUCGUCUUGCGGUCGCUGAGAACCCAUUGCACGGGCCGGACGUAGCUGUCCAUGCAGAAUCCGGCAGCUGGUGUUGGAAUGACGGUUCUCUCAAAGUCUUUGGUGACCAGCAGUGCUUGAGGGAAGUGGUCGAGAUCUAGGUGCGCCGAUGCACUUGUUCGCCUGAAGACAUCAAAAGCCAAUGCAAAGGCCUCGUCUCUUGUUCCUUCAUCGAUAAUACCGGUCUGGACGAACUUGCGCACGGCGUUAUGGACAGCAUGCUUUGCGGGGUUAGCAGG
Messenger RNA from Purpureocillium takamizusanense, 2921 nucleotides. RefSeq lists its product as uncharacterized. Bases 151 to 1890 code for a protein of 579 amino acids. The transcript has a single exon. Gene Ontology annotation, molecular function: transmembrane transporter activity. The record is from RefSeq and is a predicted model, not a curated record. Gene Ontology annotation, biological process: transmembrane transport. Lineage: Eukaryota; Fungi; Ascomycota; Sordariomycetes; Hypocreales; Ophiocordycipitaceae.